GGGAGCAUUAUAGUAGACUACACAAUUAGUGCAACAUCUAGCAGCCCUGAUUUUACUUCUGCAAACACACAGCUUGCCAACAAUCUCAAGCAGGCAGGACUCCCUGUGGAUCCCACCUUAUUUGCUGAAAGUGUGCCAGCACUCCUAUUCAACACCAAAAAUAAAAUAUAUCCUAUGCAAAGGCUGGAUCUGAGAUGUACACGCCCAGCGUCUGUUGCGGGAGCAAUAACAUGGACCGUGAAUAAGAUUAAUCCUGCACUAGAUCCUGUGAGAUAUUCAAUUAUUGAAAGUAACACAGGUAGCACUCUCACUGUGAAGAACGCAAGUGAAAGUGACAGUGGUAGAUACUCAUGCAUCAUAAAUAGGAACACGAUACCUUAUAUUCAGUGGCAAGACAUUGUUAUUGAACAACGUCCCAAAAUUGAAGUUGACCCUGAUCGAGUAUUUGAGUGCAAGGAUCAGAUUGUCCAAAUUAAAUGUUGUGCUGCGCUCUACAGUAUUGAGUGGGACCGGAUUCCUGAUGGUGAUCAAUUGGGAAAUUCAGAACCUAACUGCAUCAUAUUACAACAUAAGCUCCUGAAAAUAAAUUGUGGGAGUGUGGAAACCUUUACAUGUCAACUCAAAGACCUGAAAGAGCUACAAGGUUACAGUUACAGCAGGAAAGGCGUCAGCAUUAAAACAAGUGACAAAAAAAUUGACUGUACAAAUGAAAAACUUGGAAUUGGACAAAUAGGUGAACAAGUAAAUGGACCGUGUGAAAAUGGCAGGAUAGGCUUCAUAACUUAUCAAUGUCAAUUAGGUGGCUGGAGGGAGAUCCAGAUCGAAUGUGUACUUCCUAUUCUUGCAUCCCUUCAAAGUGAAGUUCAGGUCUUGACUGAGGAAAAAAUUCCACGCUUUCUGGAAAGCCUCAGUAACGCCACUGUGCAGAACAGCAUCAACAUAUCACAGUCUGCCUCGGAUGUCAAAGCAAUUGUUGAUAUGCUCCAUCAAUUAACUAUCAUCUCAACAAACAUGACCAUUGAUAAGACUGUGAUGAACACAUAUCUUAAAACAGUGGAUGUUAUUGUAUCAGAUCAAACUAAUAACACAUGGGCAGAAUUAAACAAUGGCAACACAACAUCAAAUACCAGCACUGCACUUUUGUUUGCUAUUGAGGUCACAAGCAAUCGUCUGUCAGAUGUGAAUUUUGCUUUAAAUGAAUCCUCCAUUCAGUUGGAAAGAACCUUAAUACGCAACUCAUUCAAUUCAACUUCACAACAGCCAAACUCAACUACGCAGAUCAUGUUGUCAAACGUUCCUGAACCGACCUUCGUAACUCUUAUAUUCUUCUCAAAUCUUGACAAUGUUCUACCAACUCGUAAUACUUCUAAAAAUGACACCGGUACAUUCGAAAACCAGAUCAAUGGCGACGUGGUUGUGAUAAAGGUUAACCAAACAGUUAAUAAUAUUUCUCUAACUUUUGACAUUACAAAUGAGCAACUUGUAAAUCCUCAAUGUGUCUUUUGGAACUUUAAUCUGGAUCGAUGGGAUUCCAAUGGAUGUAAAGUCAAGCACUCAGGGAAUGGCAAAGUUACAUGUGAAUGCAACCACACAACCUCUUUUUCAAUCCUCAUGUCAAAGAAUUUUAUGGAUGAUAAGGCAUUGUCCUAUAUCACAUACAUUGGUGUAGCUAUUUCAAUGGCCAGCUUGGUUUUAUGUCUCAUUAUUGAGAUUAUCGUAUGGAAGUCAGUGACAGAAAAUGACACGGCGUACAUUCGUCAUGUCUUUGUAGUUAACAUCGCUGUGUCGCUGCUGAUCGCAGACAUCUGGUUUAUCAUUGGAGCUGCAAUUGCUAAACCAGGAGAGUCUACACCGGUGAAUCCCUGCAGUGCAGUGGUUUUCUUCAUUCACUUUUUUUACCUGGCUCUUUUCUUCUGGAUGUUAACUUCAGCACUUUUGCUCCUUUACCACACUGCCUUGGUCUUUUCUCAGAUGUUAAUGGCUAAAAUGAUGCUCAUUGCCUUCAUGCUUGGUUAUUGUGCACCUUUGCUCAUAGCGGUUAUUACCGUCGCAUCCACAGCUGGAGCUGGUAGAUAUAUUUGGACGAGAGAUGCAUGUUGGCUGAACUGGUCUGAAUCUAAGGCCCUGCUGGCAUUUGUGAUUCCAGCUCUGACCAUUGUUGCCUUUAACCUCCUGGUUUUGAUUGUGGUUUUAUAUAAAAUAGUUAGGAGAAAUGUCAAUGCUGCAACUCAAACAGAUGAGAAACACACCCUUGUUGUCAUUAUCCGAUGUGUGGCCUUUCUGACUCCUAUUUUUGGACUAACAUGGGGAUUUGGAGUGGGAACCAUGGUGUCAAAUGUGUAUGGCCUUCAUGUGGUGUUUGCCAUCCUCAAUUCAUUUCAGGGUUUCUUUGUUUUAGUGUUUGAAACACUUCUGGACAGCAAGGUCCGACAGUCACUGGCAGGAAAGUUGAAGAGCACUACUUCUACAGGACCAUGUUCUUCAGUCAAACUGGGUUGCUUUGGAUGGAUGCGGCGUAAACAUGUUUACCACGUAUCUGAUCCCAACCAUUUCUCAAGACCAUCAUCAAACAAGACAGGAGUCUCAUCAAGUUAAUAAACUUUCCCCACCAUUGACCAGUUAUCUCGCCAAUUAAGAGAAAACAUUUGUAUGAAAAAACGUGUUCCUGAUGAGGUUUCAUGGUUAUCUGUAAUACCGUGAUUAUGAGAUUAUCCAAUUUAUUAAAAAAAACUGAAGCAAAAAAUAAUUUCUUAAUUUUGUACUCUGUGCAUGUUUUGAUAAUCAUUCUGAAUCUGUUCUCUAACAAAUUCCUUCACAAAAAUGCAAUUAUUUCAGCUUUUUGCUAAAUAAAUAUUUUUCAAGAAAAAUACCAAUAUUUAAGAGUUUAU
Molecule: messenger RNA, 2888 nt
Organism: Paramisgurnus dabryanus
Lineage: Eukaryota; Metazoa; Chordata; Actinopteri; Cypriniformes; Cobitidae
Product: adhesion G protein-coupled receptor F4-like
Biological process (GO): adenylate cyclase-activating G protein-coupled receptor signaling pathway; cell surface receptor signaling pathway
Cellular component (GO): membrane
Molecular function (GO): G protein-coupled receptor activity
Source: RefSeq, a predicted model, not a curated record